AUGUUGAACAAGUUUCUCCUGGACUGGAUGGCAGAGGAAGCUGCGAGCCGAAGGGGCGGGGCCUGCCAGGGCGAGCUGCGUCUGCAGCGCUUGGGGGCGGGGCCUGGCGUCCUUCAGUCCCGCCCCGCCGCAGGCACUUCCGGGCGCGGAACCUGCGUCUCCUGUCUCCUUCCGGGUGAGGUGGGUGUCCCUUGGGCCGCCGCCCACCCUGCCCGGCGUUCAGUGAGUCACCGGCUUUAUUAUAAAAACGCCUGGGGCAAAUUCAAGGAGAUCUGUGAGCGUCCAAACGGCUCCUGCCAAGUAUUCUGCCUCGAAACAGAAGUCCAGGCUGGGAGAUGUCUAAGCGGCCAGCCGUGCUGCCUGCCCAUGGGACACCAACCACGGAUCGACCCGACGAUACCCCCUCAGUACUGAGGCCUUUCAAAGGGUUUUGCUUGUUUGGAUGUUUCAUUCUCUGGUUCUCCAUCCCCAUCUCUCACUGUCUUGUCUGUCACAAGGAUUCUUGUUGAGUCCUCAAUAAAUAAUAAAGAAGCACUCGCAAACACAGAGCCACUGUGUACACACAUGUGCUCUAUU
Myotis myotis is the source of this 576-nucleotide messenger RNA. It is a transcript of the gene DEFB108B, whose product is annotated as defensin beta 108B. Bases 1 to 414 code for a protein of 137 amino acids. NCBI's taxonomy places the organism in Eukaryota, Metazoa, Chordata, Mammalia, Chiroptera, Vespertilionidae. The record is from RefSeq and is a predicted model, not a curated record. The transcript has 3 exons. Gene Ontology annotation, cellular component: extracellular region. Gene Ontology annotation, biological process: innate immune response.